Messenger RNA from Paramecium sonneborni, 832 nucleotides. The record is from the annotation of a GenBank genome assembly. Lineage: Eukaryota; Ciliophora; Oligohymenophorea; Peniculida; Parameciidae.
UAAUAUAAAUAAAUGAGUUCUAUAGAUUACGAUAAAACUUUUGAUGCCACUUUAGUGAAAAGAGAUUAGAUUACACAUGAUACUUAUUUGUUUGGGUUUCAAAGUGAUGUUGAUAUUUAAUUAGAGCCAGCUGAACAUUUUCAGAUUUUGUAAAAUCUCUAUUUAUUUAUACAAGAAUGAAAGAUUCAGAUGGAAUUGAUAUUAAUAGAAACUAUACCCCUAUUCUUUCUUAAAAAGUAAAUAUGAAUAUUUAAUUUAGCGUUAUUUUGAAGUACCAAUUAAAAUAUACCCAUAAGGGUCAUUGACUCCAAUUUUAGCUAAGAUGAGUAUUAAUACUAGAUUAUAAAUGUAAAGGAAAAUAGGGAAAUUAGCUUAUGUAGGAGCAAAUAAAUUUAUAAUAGCGUAAAAUGUUUUUAGUUAUUAAUAAGCCCAAAAAUCAAUAAACAAUUUUAAAUUUUUAAGACUAUUUUAAUGAUUUGUGGAGGAACAGGUAUUACUCCUGCCUAUUCGAUAAUCAAACAUGUUUGCUAGAAUAAGGAUCCUCUUUAAAUGCAUCUAUUAUAUGCCAACAAAACAUCUUAAGACAUCUUAUUAAAAGAUUAAAUAUCAAAGCUUUAAAAUGAAUGUCCUAAUUUAAAAGUUACUCAUAUUUUAGAUAAAGAACCUGGAUAUAAUGGAUUAUAAGGUUAUGUUUCUCUGAAUGUUUUAAAAAGUGUCUUCCCUUCUCCUAAUAGCGAAACUAUAGGAACUUAUUGUGGACCUACAGCUAUGAAUAAAGUUGUAGCUGAAUUGUAUAAAAACUACAAUCUAUAAACUGUAGUGAAAUUCUGAG